AUGUCUGCGAAGAGACGGGGCCAAGAGGUGAACAUGGACCGACGGUCAGUGUGGCCCGGUGUGGGUCUGGCCAUCGCGUUGCUGCUAACACUUCAGUCCGCCGUGCCUGCCAGUCCUUGGGGGAGGUCAUUGGUUAGCCUGCCGGAAGCUGUCAAGAAGGUGUCUGCCUCGGCAGUGCAUGCUGUGCUGCCCGAAGCGGAGUUGCUUGGGAAGCCUCAUUUGAUCGGGUUCUAUGCUGAGCAGUCGAUGGAGGCGAAGCGGAUGCGAUUCUUGGGUGAUCUGCUCGAGAAGGAGCUACCAGGCACAAAGAUCGUCUGGCUGGAGGCGUGGGAUAACCCACUCAACGAGAGGCUUCGGGCAACAAUCGACUUGAGGAACCAGUGUGGUGGGGUCCCAUAUCUCUUCAACCGCAAGACCGGGAAGGUCUUGUGCGGAGUUGUGGCGUACGACAAGCUGAGAGCAUGGGCCCAGGGAUUGGGGGGCGAUGCGAGGAUCUACCGAGACCUGGGUGAGUGCCUUAAACAGGCCGCCACGUUUGACAAGACCUUGGAGUGCUCCGAGAUCUCUGGCAGCCCCAUGUUUCACCAGUGCUCUGCAGCUUAUGUUUUGCUGCAUGCCUGCUGCGGAUCGGUGGGUGCAGCUAUUAUUGGAAUGUUCCUCGUUGUCCAAGCUAAGAAGCUGGAGCUGAGGCAAGACAAGGAGGGAACCGGUGUGACGGUGGUGGGCAUUGCGGGUAUGAUCUUUGCCCAGACUCUCAUGGUCUUUGCGGCGAAUCCGAGGCGCAUUCCCAAGGAGGCCUUGAUCAUGCUUAAGACGGCGCUUUGUGUGUUCUCUCUCUAUGUGAUCGUCACCACAGCGGAGAAGAAGAAGAUGUCGUGGGCAUUCUGGUUUAUGUUCCUUCUAUACGCCAUCUCCGCGGUGCCGGUCUGCAUAACAAUCUACAGUGUCUCACGACAUGGCAAGAGCACCGAUCGAAGCAGGCUGCAGGAGCUUUCCCACAGUGAGCGUGCAGGGAUGCAUGGCCGAUGCGAAAGAGCCGCAGCAUCCACCAAGAUUGAUAUGGACCGCAAUGCUGCGGCAACUGAGGAGGAGGCAUGGCGUCGCUUCGACGAAGCCAUAGAAGCAUUGCGGUGUGCUAGGCAUGCUGACCAGGCCAAAGCGCCUGACGACGAGCUGCUCGCGAAUCUGGAGUCCUUGUCGGCACCCUUCAGGGGCAGCAGCCGAGUGCUCAUCGUGAGCUCUGGUGGUAAAACAAUUUUCGAGUUUGACUUCCACGUGCAGCAGUGCUCUGGCUGGAUUCAGCUGACAUGCACCAAAAAACCUCCGAAUGUUCUGCUUCGCUCAUCUACUCGCGUAGGUACCUCGUGCUACAGAGAUGUUUCGGGUUCUAUCAUUGCCUUCUGA
Symbiodinium sp. CCMP2456 is the source of this 1404-nucleotide messenger RNA. The record is from the annotation of a GenBank genome assembly. Lineage: Eukaryota; Dinophyceae; Suessiales; Symbiodiniaceae.